CACACAUUACUGCAUACAAUCUAUCGGCUUCCAUUAAGGAUAUACGCCUACCAAACAAUUUGUUUUAGGUUUCGCCACAUUUUUAUCCGCUGAAUUUUUUCUUUAUUGUAUCGCUAUUUCCCGUUUCUUUCCAUUUUUCCUUUGUAACCCAUCCUCCAUCUUCUCGUCUAUCCCUUCUCUUGGCGCCUUUUUUUUUCUUUCCGUUUUUCCCUAGUUCUUCUUUCUAUUCCGCCCUCACCUCCCAUUGACGAAGAUCGAUCAGUAUGUUGGAUCCUGUGCGUCUGAAAAAGAAUGCAGGCAGUUCAACAACACAACAAUUACGAUGGGAAGAAGCUGCAUACAAUGGCAAACUCGGAAAAUGGACCAAACCCGUGAGUUUAUCGCACCCAUUUUCAUCCAGCUCCUCCGCCACCGCACACCAAGUCAGCGCCACCCAUGCAUCGACGACCGUCGCUGUUUCCAACGCAACUUAUCGGCAUUUGACCACUUCCAGAAAAUGCCUGUGGCCUUUCUGCUGGGCCGGCAUCAGUCAGCAGCAUCGCUCCAUUACGCGCACACGGAUUCGCCGCAUUCUGAUUAUCCAGCGAAAAGUCGGAUGUAAAAUCACACCUCCUAAAAACGGCAUCGGAAGCCCAUGUCGAAAAAUACCUCGUCACCGGCAUAAGCAUGUUCACUUUAACCGGCAGCCGGUUCCCAUCCUAUUCAAACCGCAUCCUACAUCACUGUCUCAACGCAAUCAGCAGAAAAUGGCAGCCGCUCACGCUGUCAUGACCGAUCGCAUGGCCACGGGAAUCAUACGUCCGGUCGAAGCCGAUCAUACCACUCCCAUCAUUUUGCAGAACAUAUGGACUCCGCCCAUCAAUUCCGAGACAUUGCAUGAAUUGGAUAUUUCCACCAUCUUUAAAAGCCUGCAACUGCGACACGACUUGCUUUUUGAUCCCGAUCUGUGCUUUCGUCCCAAUUUGGAUGGACCCAAUGGCCGCCAGAAAAGGAAAUUGGCCGACCAGUAUUGGCAAAACGUGGAACGCGCCUUUGACAUUGUGUUUCGUCCCAAAGCCCACGUCUUUCCGGAACAGUACGAUUUCCUCCGCAUCAUCAUCACUGAACUUCGAGAUAUUCUCGCUUCCUUGGUCUCUUGCCCUUUGACACGGAACACUUUGUAUCAGAAAUGCGGGAAAAGGUUGACCGUAGACGACGUUCGAGCCAGCUUGGAUCCUGAACUGCUGAUUCAACAACUGGAUUUCAACGUUUUCACCAUUCAUAAGCAGAUUCACUUUGUGCAAACUGUCCUUGGCGCUAUUUGCCCGGAAAACCGUCGUGAAUCACUGGAACUCAUGAAUCACUUUUUCGAUCAGCCAAACUACGGUAAAGCGCUUCGACAUUGUUUUGCCGUGCUGGAAGCCAUCAAACUGGAUCAAGCCAAUAACGCAUUGCGACAAUAUCGAUCCUAUCUCGUCGAUACGUGUGCCAAAUUUGAAUGGCGAAGUUUCAAGAAACAGUUCCAGAAAGAAACGCUUCCUUUGGAUUCCAUCAUCCAAUGGCUAAAAAGCGGGUGCUUGCAAUACAGUUCACCCCACGCAUUUUUAGAUGUAUAUUACGCAGCUCUUAUAUCGCUCGUCACCGAUGAUGACGAAACCCGCCGUGUAUUUCAGCAAUCCACUGUCCCUUAUCCAAUCACUCUGCAAUUUGAUCGUCGUCGCCUCACCCAAGAGUUUCGAUUUGAAUUCCAAAACAUUAUUGUCAUUGCCAUCCUGUUGAUGCCGUAUCGUCAUUUAGCAGGAAGACAGUGGAAAUUGGGGGACAUUUUCCAGCUAAAGCAAGUGUAUUCGGCCCUUCUCAACGAAGCAUCCUCCAGCACGCGACGUUCUUCACGGGUAUCGUGCUUUCAACUCGCCCUUCACGCCUGUCACGUCGCUUUGGAGUUGCAAAAACCGCAUGCAGCGUCCACCGACUUGGGCCAUCUGGCUCAUUUCUGGGGAGAAUGGCUUACUCAAAACUUGCAGCCAUACUCCUUUAUCUACAAACUCAUGUAUGAACGUGUAGUUUUUUCGUUACGACAUUACUUACACCGCGGUCCGGUAAUGAGGAACAGUUCAACUAUGAUUGGUUUGGAAGACGAUAUCGAAUCAUUAGGAUUCAAGAUCAAGAUGGUGGCGGAUUUGAAUUUGCAAAUAUUUACCCCUCUUUACCAGUGUUUGAUGGCAUCGAUAGAACAACCCUCGCCGCACCCUUCAAUCACAGUAAGCGCCCAGUCGAAUGAUGGUUAGACCGUUUUCACAGAUGAGGCAAUCAUCAUUCGCACAUAUCGUUUGGAUGCGGCAAAACAUUGACUGUAUCUAGAAACAAACACCUUUUUGUAUUUAAUAUGUAUGUGAGUCAAGUGUUCCUAGAAAAAAUGCUUAAUUUAUAAUCCUUUUGUAUCCUAACAUUAUAUUAGCCAUUUUGCAAUCAGCAAGCUGCAAAUAAACCUAAAUCUUCGUUUGAGCU
Radiomyces spectabilis is the source of this 2487-nucleotide messenger RNA. Its product is annotated as T-complex protein 11-domain-containing protein. The record is from RefSeq and is a predicted model, not a curated record. NCBI's taxonomy places the organism in Eukaryota, Fungi, Mucoromycota, Mucoromycetes, Mucorales, Radiomycetaceae. The transcript is spliced from 3 exons. Bases 264 to 2267 code for a protein of 667 amino acids.